Molecule: messenger RNA, 851 nt
Organism: Branchiostoma floridae (Florida lancelet)
Lineage: Eukaryota; Metazoa; Chordata; Leptocardii; Amphioxiformes; Branchiostomatidae
Product: leucine-rich repeat-containing protein 58-like
Exons: 2
Coding region: 167-391 (74 amino acids)
Source: RefSeq, a predicted model, not a curated record
ACACAGGCACUGUAAAAACCCUCACAGAGCCUUGGUACAACAAACAGGCACUGUAAAAACCCUCAUAGGGCCUUGGUACACCAUACAGGCACUGCAAAACCCCUCAGAACCUCCAUGUAUCCAAUUGCCAAGGCCAUGACAUGUGAAUUUUCCUUGACCCUGGAUAAUGAGACUUUACCAUGGUGUUUACUUUGAUGCCCGAGUGAAGCAGAUCAAGUUUGUGGACUUCUGCGGGAAGUACCGCCUCCCGCUACAGCAGUACCUCUGCUCGCCUCGCUGCACCGUGCCCAGUCCCGUUACCAUAGCAACGCCCGUCUCCAGCUCCGAGUCUGAGUCCGAGGAGGAAGGAACUGUCCCGCCAGACAAGAUCAAGAAAGUUCUCCUGGGAUAGUCUUAAAUGUCUUCAAUAGUUUACCAGGAUUGUCAUGUUUCUGCCUCAAGUGUCCUUUGAGGUUUUGGAUCACCCAUCUGCCAUCAGGCAUGAAAACAUGACGAGAAAGCUCAGAGAAGAAGUUAGUGUUGACUGUUAUGUUGGGCUGUUGUGUCUGCAGUGGGAGGUAUAAUGAAAAGUAUCAUCCCAUGCCCAACACACUGCAAACAUUGACACAAAAAAGUGCAUUAUUCUCUCCAAAGAAGGGCUUGAAAAAGCGUAACUCACCUUCCAAAGUGUUGAAGAGACUCUAGAAUUGUUUACACAAGUAAAUACCUUGAGAACAACAUUAUGAUAUGUGGAACUUAGGCCUUACUAGCUGAUAAGACGUUGUGUGUUGCUCAGGACUGAGCAAGAUGCUUUUUGUACAAAAUGUAUUAAUUUUGUAAAUGUGAAGUGCCUAAAAAUCUAUAUCUUAUAA